Molecule: messenger RNA, 2359 nt
Organism: Kockovaella imperatae
Lineage: Eukaryota; Fungi; Basidiomycota; Tremellomycetes; Tremellales; Cuniculitremaceae
Product: histone deacetylase domain-domain-containing protein
Exons: 6
Coding region: 275-2359 (694 amino acids)
Cellular component (GO): nucleus
Molecular function (GO): histone deacetylase activity
Source: RefSeq, a predicted model, not a curated record
CUCAAUUGCCAUUAGUAACCAGAAAUCCAAUUUCUGAAACCGCGGGAGUUUCGGGACGGCUCAACCAAAAUGAAAGCACCAUUCGAAGUCAAGUGGGCUCAUGUUCACCAUCCUGGAAGCAUGGCAGCCACGCCCGAGACACAAAAGCUCGAAUGGGCUCAUGUGGCAAGGUAGGGAGGAAGUGCAGCUGUAAUCAACCAUCACUUCUUCGCUCUCCAACUAACUUGCACCCGCUCGCUUCUUGAGGUUUGGCCACUCUUAUCCAUCAUCAACAAUGACACCAUCAUCCUCCGACAUUCCGCCUCUUGGAUUAUUCAUCCAGCCUGCAUGUCUCCAGCAUCGCUAUAUCCGUCAUGCCAACUCCUCGCACAUUUUUGAACGGCCCGAAAGGCUGAGAGCUGUGCUUCUUGGCGUAGCAGCGGCAGUUGCGAGACUGGAAGAAGCCGAGUCACUAUUGACGAUUACUCAAACUCAAACCGCCUCAAACGAAACAAAGGGGAACUUGCAAGCUGGCUCUCAGGCAAACGCCCCCAUUCCUCCUUCGACGUCUACAUCUGAUGAUCUCUCUGGGCUACUGUCUGGGCUGAGCAUAUCGAGAGACUUCAUCUUGCCCUCCGCACAUCUUGACAUCGUCCCUGCCGCUCCUGCUCCUUCAUCACCUGGACAAAUUCUCCUACAUCACCCUGCUCUACAACUCGCACAUUCAACACCGCCAUCUGAAUCGAUGUAUAGGGCAGCCCUUACCGCGUCUUCGCCAUACUUGAAGAACCUUUACAAGUGGGCAUCAGAAGCCGUCAAUACCAUAAAAGAAACUGGUUGUGAGAUUCCCUCAGGAUUGGGAUUGAAUCAAGGGGAUUUAUACCUGGGUCCUGGGAGUAUACUGGCCAUCGAAGGAGCGGUCCAGACCGUCUGUCAGGCUGUCGACAAGAUCUGCGCCAUUCUCGAAGCGAUCACUGAGCCUCCGAUCAAAGCACCUUCAACACCGCCAUCAAAACCGCCAUCAACUCCUCCUCUUCCUCCCCCCACAUCCUCCUUCACAAAAGCAUUCUGCGCAAUCCGGCCGCCAGGACAUCACUGUGGCGAAGAUUCCCCUUCAGGUUUCUGCUAUGUCAACAAUGUCGUCGUAGGCGCUCUGCACGCAUACCUCGAGCAUGAUAUCGAUCGAGCGAUCAUUAUCGACUUUGAUCUCCAUCAUGGAAACGGCACGCAAGCUCUCGUCAUGCCUUUGAAUGCAGCAUCUCACGCCGAGGACAUAGCUAUCAAAGGCGGGAAACCGAACCCGACUGUUCUUGGACGCAGGGCCAAACCACGGAGAGGCUGGAAAGGGUUCUAUGGAUCUGUCCAUGAUAUCUACUCUUAUCCUUGUGAGGAUGGGGAUCUCGACCUCAUCAAGGACGCUAGCCUGAGUCUCGCCGCUCACGGGCAAUAUAUCGAGAACAUCCAUCUCCAACCUUAUACGACCGAGGCAGACUUUUACGAGAGGAUCUAUCCAAAGUAUCUGGCGCUGCUGGACAAGGCCAAAACGUUCAUGCAGGAGACCGGCGCAGACUCGGAGAGGACUCUGAUCCUGAUUAGUGCGGGAUUUGAUGCUUGUGAACACGAGCAUCAGCUGAUGCAGCGACACGACCGUCGAGUUCCAACUUCCUUCUUCUCCCGCUAUACAAGAGACAUUGUCAAGUUUGCCAACCAAUACACUCAAGGCAAGAUUGUGUCUGUGCUCGAAGGCGGAUACAGUGAUCGAGCUUUGACUAGCGCAGCUAUGGGACACAUCAUAGGGAUGUUGGACAGGUCAGGCGAGGCAUCCUGGUGGAGUGAAACGGAAUUGGUCAAUAUCGAAAGAGCCACCAAGAAGAAACGCACAGGACCCCUCGCCCCGUUCCCCAAAGAAGUCUCCCAUAUUCCAUAUCUCCACCGAACGCAUGCGCUCCUUGGUCAUUUCGAAGGCACAUCAGCAGAGAAUCUGUCCGCGACCAGUACGCCUCAGCAGUCUCGUAUGGCUCUAAGAGAGAGGAAAGCAGCCUACGGAGAAAUACAAGAAACCACACCGCCUGCACCGGCUAGGAGAGCGCGAGGUCGAGGUGUGUCCACUCCAGCCGGUGCACCUCGUGCCAAGGCCUCGGAAACUGCCACGACACCGAGCGGGAGGAAGAGUCGAGCGGUUACACCCGCUAGAUCGUCCAUUCCCGUCAACCACGAUCCGAUGCCAGAAAUCAAGAGAGAGCCGAGGGAUACAGCGCCACCGUUGCCGACAUCUUUGACGGCGAAACUGGAAGCUUCUAGUCUGCCAAAACAAUCUGCAAAGCAUACCCGGCUAAUAGGGUUUUGCCUAAAAUCAUUCCGCAUCAACCGUCACCUCUGA